AUGGCGUCUUCGAAUGUAGAAUACUACCAACGUCAAAAAGAAUUGCAAAAUGUCAUUCAUGAACAUGAAAAUAAGAGAGCCAAUCUGGAACAACAGCUGAAAGUUCUUGCCAAGACAGACAAUAGACUUGCAAAGUUGAGAGCAGCAAAGUUGAAGAGUUAUUGGAAAAAAAUUUGUGAUGACAGCAAGAGAGCCCAGGAACGAAAUGACCGCAUUGUUCAGGAAUUUGAGAGAAUUGACACUUUCCUUGCAGCAUCCACUGCCAGAACAGAGAAACUUCGUCUACUAAAGCGACAGUAUGAAGAGUACAUAGAGAAAACAUAUCCACUAUGGAUGGAACAGGUGUUACAUCACAGACAACAGCCCCAGCAUUCCCCGUCCCACAUCCCACUUCCUCAGAGUUCAUCUGGACUUCCCCAACAUAACCCACAGGGACAACCCAGCUACCCUCAUGAUCACUCUCCUCAGUCCGGGAUGCGACAACCUCCUGUGGAACCUCCUCGUGGGUACAAAGAUAUUUCCACUCCAGCCAGAAGUACCUAUGAUCAGAGGGAUGAGGCACCAGAGGAGAGAGAUUCUUAUGGUCAUGUAAUCACAUCCACACCUUUCAGGGGAGAUAGUCAGUAUACCCAGAAGCCAAAAACAUCCUCCAUCUAUGCCAAUAUAUCACAGGUGAUGCAAGAUCCAAUGGAUGAGGAGACACAAAAACAACAGAGUCAGUCUAGGGCUACCCAGCAGCAGGCCACACAUGUACCUGCUGAAAAGGAGGCUGCAGCACAGCAGCACAGACUGCACGAACAGAUUGCUGAUGUUAGUCUCAGCGAUGACAUUGUAGAAGAAGUGGUACAGCAUCCCCAACCCAUACAAAGUGUGCGGAUAGGACAACAAGUCCAUAAACCAGUGCCAGAAUCUCCAGAUGUGUCGCAAUCCUUGUCAGGACCAAUGGAGCCAAACCCAGUCGAUGAAGGUGGUGAUGAUGAAGUCAGUGAUUUUGGAGAUGAUGAUUUGCCUUUAAGUACAAGUCAGACAGGACCAGAUCCAUCUAAAAAGUUAGUCACUCAGGAGCAGGUGUCUCUUCCCAGUUCUCCUGAUGCCACACCUCGAGAUCCUCCUAUACAAACAGCUGUUACUGAAGGGGAUAGCUCUAGUCCUGCUACGCCUUCUCCUGAUCUGCAUUUGGAUGGACUGAUUCGGCUGAUGAACCAUGUCCAGGCGGACUUUCCCGAGGCUUUAUCUCUAGAAGGGUACUACCGAUCUCAUCGGCCAUCAGCCUCAGAUCGGCGGGAUAUUAUGCACAAAGCCAACAAGGGGAUCCCACUCUACGACCAGGAUGCUGAGAAGGUCAGUAUGGUGCUAUUGGAACAGCUCCCCCUAGUGGUGAGGAAUGUGUCCCCUAAGGGCUUCCUACCGGACACUGUCCUUACUGGCAACAUAGACAGCAUCACAGAAACAAAGAUCAGAAUGGCCUUACCAGAAUCUGCCCAGCCCCUAUGGGACUGUUUGUUUGAUCAUCUUGGUCACUUAGUGCGCAACAAAGUCAUGGUAACUAAGGAAGUGGCUGCUGUGUUCGUUCCUAGUCUGGUGACUAAUUCCUCCCCAUACCAGGACAAGGCAUACAAUCUCUUGAUCCGCCUCCUUGAGAAGUUUGAUGAGGACAGGCAGGCAGAGGGUGAUGGAAUGACUCCUCGGGAUACCAUGGAUAGCAUGCGAAGCAGUCUUGGUGGAGUCCCACCACUCAAGUUUGGCAGUUUAGUGGAUAAACAAUUUGGUAGCGAUGAUGAGUCCACCACCAUGUUCACCCCGAGCGUCCCCACAGAUGCCCCUAAGGUGCCCCUGAAUGAAACAGCAGCCUACCGAAACAUGUUGUCAGGAACAAUGUCAUCACAAAAUAGGCAACCAGCUCAUGUUGAUGAUGAGGAUACGGAUGAUGAUGUAGAAAAACAGUUUGCGUCAGCCUUGUCUCCUCGAGACCCCCCAAGCACUAUUCCACCUCCAAAAAGUUUUGCUAAUCCUACUGACUCCAAACCUGACAAUCAGGCGGAGCCUCUUUCUGAUCUCAGUACGCCUACUCAGCCAAGUCCGGUUUAUGUUCCUACUGCCAUGCAGAAACAGAGUGUGAAGUCAGCUUUGGGAUCUACAGCUGGGUCAUCAAAGUCUCACAGGAAAGUUGGCAUUCAGUUCAGUUCUGACCUGGACACAGACACAGAACCAGAGAUACCGAUGGGCAGAAAAACACAAGAAGAAAAGGAUGAUUUCUUUGAAUUUUAUGAAUAAUAAUACACACUACUAGAAACAUGAUAGAUCAUUAGAUAAAGUAAGGUUUACCUUUAUCUAUUGUAGCUACAGUUGAGUAUGAACAUAUCAUUAGAUAAAGAAGGGUUUACCUUUAUCUUCUGUAGCUACAGUUGAG
Molecule: messenger RNA, 2410 nt
Organism: Ylistrum balloti
Lineage: Eukaryota; Metazoa; Mollusca; Bivalvia; Pectinida; Pectinidae
Product: centrosomal protein kizuna-like
Exons: 15
Coding region: 1-2274 (757 amino acids)
Biological process (GO): spindle organization
Cellular component (GO): centrosome
Source: RefSeq, a predicted model, not a curated record